GCGCCAAUAACAUUACCUCAUUUGCGAGAAAAUAAUUUUCUAUCUCGUUAAUUAUCCAAAUUACAUUGUAAUUAUAAGUUCUUUAUUUACCGCACUUUUUGUCUUUUCGUUAAGUAAAAUUUUUUCUUUCUUCUAUCUAUGCUAUCUUUUUCGAAAAUACUAUUUUUUAAAAUCGUAAUAAAGUCAUCAUCUGAUUGUAUUAGACUAUCAAUUAUCCCAAUCUUUUCAUUAUAUUUUUCAUUAUUUUUUUCUUCUUCGUUAUAUUUUCUUAUCCAUUCAUUUUUCUUUAUUAUAUUAUUUAGCGUUUCGUACGGCUUUAACACUCCUUCUUCGUUUCUUUUCUCUAUUGUUUUGCUAAAUUCGCCUUCCAAAUAAAUCAAACAUU
This is a messenger RNA of Rhizophagus irregularis DAOM 181602=DAOM 197198, 385 nucleotides long. The record is from RefSeq and is a predicted model, not a curated record. Lineage: Eukaryota; Fungi; Glomeromycota; Glomeromycetes; Glomerales; Glomeraceae.